This is a messenger RNA of Penicillium macrosclerotiorum, 1191 nucleotides long. RefSeq lists its product as uncharacterized. The transcript has a single exon. Bases 1 to 1191 code for a protein of 396 amino acids. The record is from RefSeq and is a predicted model, not a curated record. Lineage: Eukaryota; Fungi; Ascomycota; Eurotiomycetes; Eurotiales; Aspergillaceae.
AUGGCCGAAAGCAAGCGGAACAAAAUGAAACAGAAGAAAAGCAAAAAGUCAAGUCAAAAGAAGAAAUGGGCGGAAGCUUUGGGCAGAACGUCGAACAAACAAGAUUUCAACGACCGGACCAACGAUUCCAAGCGAGAAGCUAAGCAGCAAGCGCAGAAGCAAGUUCAAAGCCUCCAACGUCGUAAGUCUCUAAAUAUAACGAAAAGAGACCCUAUCGUUUACAUCAUCCGGAAGGGGACAUGGGGCAUGUAUUAUACAAUCUGGCGGAAUAACAUCCAGGUGUAUCAUGUCAAGACCGAGGUUUUGGGAGGUCUGACCUUCACCUCGGGAAAACCUGGAUUCCAGGACGGUGUCACGCAUGUGAAAGCCAAGUCCGACACAAUCAGGCUUGAUUUCGACCAGGCCAAGAUAAAUAUAAGACGCAAAUGGAGAAGGAGAGGGUGGAUAAAGCGCCCGCGCAGAUACUACUUUUUCGAUCUCGAACCCGAGAAAGGGAAGGACAGGUUUGUCUGGAAGACCUUUAAGUCGAUGACCAAGGAGGCUUAUGAGAAACAAAAAAAUGAGAAACAAAAGUCUAAAGCGGAUAAAAAAGCGGCCAGAGAGGCAAAAAAGAAAGAGGGGAAGGCAAAGAGGAAGGCAAAAAAAUGGAAGGCCGCGUACCAAACACAGACGAAGAAAAGGCGGCUUUUCCGACAAGCUAAACAACCGCAGACACAAGCGGACGCUCUGAGGAUAUGGGCUCCGUGGGUCAACCUGCCGCCGCGGUCUGAGGGCGACAUCCCUUGGGUUCCGAAACGGAAGGACACCCGCGAAUUGGUCGACAAUAUUAACAACCAGCUCGCCGCCAUCUGGCUUCCGGCGCCCUCCAAGAUGAAAUAUUAUAAGCAAGAGGCCCAUAGAGAAGAUGAGAAGAAUCUCAGCGGAGAGGAGCGGAAAAAAAGGGAGAAGGCCCGGGAAGAUCAGGCCAGGCUGGAUCGGAGAAACAUUGGCGCGAUGAUUGUAGAUGGCGCGUAUGGCGACCGCUUUGCUCAGCAGAUCACCAUGAUACAAUUCGCAAUCUAUAAUAAGAUCCGGCGCAAGAGACAAAGGAAGAUAGUGACGAAAACUUUGAAGGCUGGAUGGAAAGGCUUCAAGUACAGUCAUGGAGUGGGCUUCGUCACUGAGCUCACCAAGAUCAGGAAGGUCGUUUGA